Molecule: messenger RNA, 1905 nt
Organism: Leptopilina boulardi
Lineage: Eukaryota; Metazoa; Arthropoda; Insecta; Hymenoptera; Figitidae
Exons: 1
Coding region: 523-1905 (460 amino acids)
Biological process (GO): neuron differentiation; regulation of transcription by RNA polymerase II
Cellular component (GO): nucleus
Molecular function (GO): DNA-binding transcription factor activity, RNA polymerase II-specific; RNA polymerase II cis-regulatory region sequence-specific DNA binding
Source: RefSeq, a predicted model, not a curated record
GGCAACCAACUGGACAACUUAGCCGGCCCCGGUCAAAUCCUGUGUGUCUACCCGGCUCUUCUCGUGGUCCAAACCGCGAGUAUCGCGACUUAUCUCGAUUCAAUUUCGAUUGACAGUUAUCAGUGUAAUUAUCCCAUUGAACAUUUGGAAUAAUUUCUUGAGUGUUUAUGCAAAUUUUAACCAAGAAAUUAAAAUUUCUUUCAUCACAUAAGAUAUCAGUAAAAAAGUGUUAUCAAUCCAAUAAAGUGUUUUCAGUUUUAUACUUUAAGAAAUAACAUGUGGGACAUGAUAUGGAUUAUUUAAAUUAAUUCUAAAGGAUGAAGUGAAGGGACAAAUAUUGAAAAGUGAAUGAAAUGUGUUUAAAUGAUAUGAGGCGACGGAAGAGGAUCAGCUAAAACACAAACGUAUGUGGGUCAGGAUGAAAACACGAUUGUUGCGUUGCCCACUCUGAAUUUGAGAGAGAGGGUCGCAAAGUUGCCACGAGCUCACAUCAGAGUUCGUGGAACGGAACUCAUCUCAAAUAUGUCAAGCGGCUCAACCGAGGUGUCAUCACCAGGAUUCGAUGGAUUAGAACAUUCCAGUAAACAAAAUUCUCUAGUGUUACGCGUGGACGAGAAACAGGGGACAAAGUGUCGCUCAGGCGACAGUGAUUGCGAGAGUGAUACAAGUGAGGUUCUCAGUGUUGGCAGUGAACCGCCGCCAACAUUGUCGGAAUUUCGGGACUGUAAUAAUUCCGCGAAAUAUGAAGAAACUAGUCGAACUGAAUUCCAAGAUGAGGAGAACACAAGGAUAUCGUGUACACCAUCACCAUCGAGUUCAACCAGCUGUAAUGAUCCCUAUUAUCAUCGGACAUCGAAUCCAAUUCAAGCACCUAGUCCACCAGCGUACAGUCAACCGCCAUCAUCUCCCACGGCUUCAUCCGUUCGAUCCCCAGCAUCUUCGAGUGCCACUGCAUCCUCUCCAGGUCGACCAGAUCUUCCUCAGGAGACGAUACUCUCACGAUAUCAAUCAGCUCAUCAACAUCUUUUCUCAAGGUUCGCCAGGGAUUCAUCUGAUCUCGCCGAUUAUCCAUCACGACUACCGCACGGUUUGAGUCAUGAGAUUAUUUAUCCAGCUGCGGAAAGGUUGCACAGAACACCAAUCAGCGUUCCUUUAGUGACCAGAAUCUCCCUAUCUCCACCAUCCGCCAUGACUGUUACCGUUUUGCAAGCCUCAACGCCCGUUUUGCAUCCCACUGCAUGCAGGGAUCCACGAGAUACCCUUAUGCCACAUCCUCCUCACAAUAUUCACCAUGGACUAUCAAAUUCUCAUAGUCACCUUUUGCAAAACUCACAAAUUCAACACGUUCCAGCGACUGCAAUUCAUCAGCAUCGCUUAUCAGUUAGUAAAAUUCUUCAAAGAGAUCAUGAAAGUGUUUCGCCGAAACCAAGAGAGGAGAAUGGUAACGGAAGAACUGGUACCAAUUCCUCAAAUGGCAAUCAAAAUAAUGCCAAUGCGAUUAACAAUAAUGACAAUCAUAAUAAUAAUAAUAAUAAUAAUAAUCUUCAACAUCAGACGGGAUUAAUAAAGUUCAGUAUAGACAAUAUUCUUAAGGCUGAGUUUGGUAGGAGAAUAACGGAUCCUAUUUCAUUGAAGAAGUCACGACCCAAAAAAGUGAUUCCCAGACCAAUAGACUUAACGAAAGAUUUUCUUGAAUCGUCGUCGGAGGGUUCUGAACGUGGCUCGGAAGCCUCCACGACAAACACAUCUCCAGGUGUUCCCACGAGCAAUACUCCCACUAGCGUAUCAGGAUCGCAAGGAUCAGAACCUGGAAAAAUGGUAUGGCCUGCGUGGGUUUACUGCACCAGAUACUCCGACAGACCUUCUUCUGGUGAGUUUCUUCAUCUGUUAUAUACCAAUAAAUGA